AUGUUCAUUAAAACAACCUCGAUCAUCAUUGAGAAGCCAAAUAAUUUUGCAAGAGAAGAAGACUCAUUUAAUAAUAGGUUGAGGUUUCAUAUUGUUGCCGCAGGCAAUGGUGGUGUUUGCGGUGUUGAUGUACGCAAUAUUGGUAGCAGAAAUGGUAUUUGA
This is a messenger RNA of Entrophospora sp. SA101, 162 nucleotides long. The record is from the annotation of a GenBank genome assembly. NCBI's taxonomy places the organism in Eukaryota, Fungi, Glomeromycota, Glomeromycetes, Entrophosporales, Entrophosporaceae.